Messenger RNA from Phragmites australis (common reed), 813 nucleotides. Its product is annotated as predicted GPI-anchored protein 58. NCBI's taxonomy places the organism in Eukaryota, Viridiplantae, Streptophyta, Magnoliopsida, Poales, Poaceae. The record is from RefSeq and is a predicted model, not a curated record. The coding region runs from base 1 to 813 and encodes 270 amino acids. The transcript is spliced from 3 exons.
AUGAAGAGGCGGGCGGCGUACAGCGGACCGGCGGCGGGGACGCCGCGGGUGGCAGGCAGCAGCCAUCAGGCCGGCGGUAGAGGCACCGCCGGUAGCGGAGCGGUGGCCCCAGGGGACAAAGGAAAAUGCCCCCGGGCGUUCGUGCCCCAGCCGUCGUCCUUGUCGUCGCCGUGGCCUCCACGGCCGCCCAAGGACCCCGCCGGAGACCAGAUGCGGCCAGAGGUGCCAAGUCCGGCUCUCGCUUUCGAGCCGAGUGCGCCCACACCUGAGCCGAGCAUGCCGAUGGAACUGGAGCCGCAGGGGCCGCCCUGCCCUGAGCCGAGGGCAGCGGCCGCACCCGAGCAGCCAGCGCCGUCUGAGCCCACCCUGAGCAGUUCAAGGGCAGAGCAAGCGGCCGUGGUUGAAGUGGUCGCGGCAAGGGCGGCGCCGACGUGGCAGUCAUCGGGGACCCUGAGCGCCUCUGCAAAGAGGGCUCAGGCGGCCGUGGCAACGGAGCGAGCAGAGCUCGAUAGGUACCGCACCGCCCUCGUUGAAGAAAGGGGGCGGCUAGAAGAGGUCGGCUGGCUCCUGGAGGCCCGCAUCACCUUGGCCCGCGCAACCCACGAGAGGUCAAUGUGUGCGGUGGCCGAGGAGCGGGAGGCAUUGGAGGAGGUGCGCGACGAAGCUGUUGCCGUGCAGGAGGACGCCAGCCGCAUGGAGCAGCAUUGCAGCGGCGGGCCGUUGAGCUGCUUGCUCAGGAGCGGCUGGUCCGGGCUUGGGAAGUGGCGAUCGGCCAGCGCGAGAAAUCUGUGGAGUCCGCCCGGGCAGACUUAG